AUGUAUACAAAUAUGCAGCAAACUUCGGAUUGUAAUUUUACUUUUAAAAGCAUAACUUUCAAGCCAGCUCCCCAUCACCUACCACUGUCCCCAGAAUCAGCUCCCCAUCACCUACCACUGUCCCCGGAACCAGCUCCCCAUCACCUACCACUGUUCCCAGAACCAGCUCCCCAUCACCUACCACUUCUGACCUCCCAUAACCACGUCCACCAUCUCAUCACACACUGUCCCGGAACCAGCUCCCAUCACCUACCACUGUCCCCGGAACCAGCUCCCAAUCACCUACCACUGUCCCCGGAACCAGCUCCCCAUCACCUACCACUGUCCCCAGAACCAGCUCCUCAUCACCUACCACUGUCCCCAGAACCAGCUCCCAAUCACCUACCACUGUCCCCAGAACCAGCUCCUAAUCACCUACCACUGUCCCCGGAACCAGCUCCCCAUCACCUACCACUGUCCCCAGAGCCAGCUUAA
This is a messenger RNA of Mercenaria mercenaria, 474 nucleotides long. RefSeq lists its product as uncharacterized. The transcript has a single exon. Bases 1 to 474 code for a protein of 157 amino acids. The record is from RefSeq and is a predicted model, not a curated record. NCBI's taxonomy places the organism in Eukaryota, Metazoa, Mollusca, Bivalvia, Venerida, Veneridae.